UCUGUAGUCUCAAUAUCAAGAGUCACUAUGAUCAGAGUUCUAGUCAUUUUUCAGUCACUCUACUGGAUUCAAGGAGUCUCAGGGGCAAAUGAUGUCUCUCAGCCCAGCACACUCUGGGUUACAAUGGGACAAUCAGCCACAAUAAACUGCACACACACUAAGGGUUUAGAUUACAGUCUGAUGUACUGGUUCCGUCAGCAUUAUGGACAGAGCAUGGAGCUCAUUGUGUACUCUCCAACACACGGCACUCCGGAUUUCGGAAACUUCAGCCAAAGUAAAUUCUCAGUCAUUAAAACCGUCACUGAGAGCGGCUCAUUUACAGUGAACGAUGUGGAUUAUAAUGACAGAGGUGUGUAUUUCUGUGCCGUGAGUCAACACUGUGUUAUAACCAAAAGGCAGAGCUGUUCAGGUGUUUGUUCAGUCAUCCAGAAUACUCAUGAUCUUAUAAAAAAUCAGCAUGAGUUUGCUGAGAUCAAAUGUGCACACAGUGUAAAAGACUAUAAUCGUAUAUUAUGGUACAAACACAGCCAUGGCACAGGAUUCACAUUCUUGGGAUACCUUUUAACUGUUUCUUCAAAGCCAGAGGCAGAAUUUGAAACGAAGAUCAAACUGAGUGGUGAUGGGAGAAACAACGGCACUUUGACCAUUAACAGUGUUUCAGUGAACGACAGUGCUGUGUAUUUCUGUGCAGCUUAUUACACAGUGCUGUAG
Molecule: messenger RNA, 711 nt
Organism: Tachysurus vachellii
Lineage: Eukaryota; Metazoa; Chordata; Actinopteri; Siluriformes; Bagridae
Product: junctional adhesion molecule-like
Exons: 3
Coding region: 28-711 (227 amino acids)
Biological process (GO): cell surface receptor signaling pathway
Cellular component (GO): plasma membrane
Source: RefSeq, a predicted model, not a curated record